Rotaria socialis is the source of this 459-nucleotide messenger RNA. Lineage: Eukaryota; Metazoa; Rotifera; Eurotatoria; Philodinida; Philodinidae. The record is from the annotation of a GenBank genome assembly.
AUGUUACCAAUGUUGGCUAUCUCUCAUUGGGAAGAAACAUUCGAUGUAUGUCUACAAUACUCAAAUGUAUUAAUCAAUAUUUAUAUUUCCAGUGAAAUUCUUCUUUAUUAUAUUUCAGCACUUAUAUUAAUGAUUAGAUUUGGUUUGCUAGCUAUAUGUAAUACUCAACAGUCUGUCGCUCGUACAGGAAGUCAAUCAACUACUAUACGUGGUCGUCGAACUGAAAAACCAUUAACUCGAACGCAGCUGCUACAAAUGAAUGUUCAUCUUGUAUUUACUGUUCCAUUCGAUGUAGUGUAUAGUAUGACUGCAUUGAAUCUAUCAACAAAAACGUAUAGUGUUAUAGUUGUACGUUAUCUAUUGGCCGUAUGGCAAAAAUGUGAUUAUUUUCUUUAUAUUUUUUCUGGAAGUACUCAUCGCGAAGAACUAACCCGUAUAUUACAAUUAAGUAGACGUUAA